AUGGGCGGGACGGGUUGCGGCAAGUCUACGCAGCUGCCGCAGUACAUCCUCGAUGACUGCGCAGCCCGCGGCCAGACAGCUAGCGUCAUGGUCACGCAGCCCCGCCGGAUGGCGGCCGUGACGCUCGCCCGUCGCAUCGCUCGCGAGCGCGGCGAGGCGGAGGGGACGGAGGUCGGCUGGAGAAUCCGCGGCGACGUGAAGCCUGGAAGGCAGCUUACGUUCGCCACCGCGGGCUACCUUCUGUCCUGGUUUACCGUGGACCCAUCAGUUUUCGGGAGUCUCACACACAUAAUCCUGGACGAGGCCCACGAGCGCACGGCCGAUAUGGACCUGCUCAUCUUGGUGGUGCGCACGCUCAUGAGGUUCUACCCAAGGCCGCGUGUCGUGAUCAUGUCCGCGACGAUCGACGGUGGCUUUUUCACGAAGUACUUCGAGGAGUUCAUGCCCCCUGCAGGGGCUGCUGCUGUUCCUGCCGUUGCGCCGGCCUCGCCCGGCCAGGCCGGGCUGCCUGCGUGCCCCGGCUGCCGCGGUGCCUGGGUGCGGGCGCGGCCAGGCCGAGGUCGCCAGUGCGACAGGUGCGGGGGCGGCUGGGGCAGAGGAGGAUGGGCGUUGACCUGCACGCCGUGCGCCGCGGCGGUAUGCAGGGCCUGUGGUGUGGCCGCGGCCGACGCCGCUGCCCUGCCUGCGGCUGCACCCGUGGCCGCCUGGGCCCCGCUGUCUGUGGGCAGCAACAUCUUCCCGGUGGAGACGCUCUACCUCGAGGACAUGUCCGAAGGCAGGGGCCCCAGGAGUAGGCUCCCAGACGCCGUGAGCAAGACGGCCGCCAGGUGCGUGUCCGCGGUCUUCGGGGGCGCGGAGCGGGCGAAGGAGAGCGUCAUUGCGAGGGUCCACCCCGACGUCGAGAAGCUCGCGAUCUCGCUGAUCCCGCUCGUCGCAGAGGCGGGCUCGACGAUCCUGGUGUUCAUCCCCGGAUACGCAGACCUCAUCCGGAUCCACAGCAAACUCUAUUGGUCCCUGCCCAUGGCCGGGGCCACGGACGUGCCCGUUCGCGCGCCCCCGAGGCCAGAGAUGCUCCGCGAGGACGAGGACGGAGAGCUCAAGGACCUCGAGGAGCUGACGGCCCCUGCCAAGCGUCGCUCACAGGGGCGGCGGUCGCAGGUGGGGUCCGAGUCCGCGGCUGGCCCAGGCGACGAGCCCGGGGCGCCCAAGGUCUUCCGCCUCUUCGCGCUCCACUCCCAGGUGCCGAACGAGGACCAGGACGCGGUGCUCGCGAGGCCCAAGCCGGGCGUUUGCCACGUGGUGCUCGCGACGAACAUCGCGGAGUCCUCUGUGACGCUGCCCGACGUGUGCGGCGUCCUGGACUUCGGCGUGUACAAGACAACCUUCUCGGACCCCCGCCAGCCGAGCAUGGUCCAGCUGACCUCGAGUUGGUGCUCCCGGGCGUCCCUGAAGCAGCGCCAGGGCCGGGCAGGGCGCACAAGGCCCGGGUGGUGCCUACAGCUCUUCACGAAGGCCUUCUCGGAGCACAUGCCGGACUUCGAGGAGCCCGAGAUCCUGCGCACCCCGCUCACGAGGCUCUGGCUGCAGGCAAAGGGGGUCAGCGACGGCCUGACGAGGGCCUUGCAGCAUGACGAGGAGGCCUCGCGGCGGCUGGCGGCCUCCGACACCUCGCCGGGCGCGCUGCUGCGGCAGCUGCCGAUGCCCCCGAGCGCGGAGGCCGUCGACGCUGCGGUGCGGGACCUCGCCGAGCUCGGGGUGCUCACCGAGCAGGGCGAGCGCGCGGAGGUCACGGCGGUGGGCCGCCUGGCGCUGUGGCUGCCCCUGGACGUCCGCCUCUGCAGGCUGCUCUGGCUGGGCGCCCUGUGGGGGUGCGCGCCGGAG
Prorocentrum cordatum is the source of this 1881-nucleotide messenger RNA. The record is from the annotation of a GenBank genome assembly. Lineage: Eukaryota; Dinophyceae; Prorocentrales; Prorocentraceae.